AUGGCCUAUCCCCAUCGCCCAGACGACCAUCGUCAGACAGGCUACAGCUACCAGCAAUCCACUUACUCCCAGCCAGACUCUUAUCACUCGUCCUCCCUCCCUCACCCCUCAUCCUCCCCAUCACCCGCAGGCGGGUACACCACUUCUCACCACACCCACUCGCCCACCACCAGGGCAGCCUACCCAGGGUACUACCAGCCACAGCCCACUUCAUCGUCUCUCGACUCGCAUACAAUGAUGUACGGCAGACCCAGUCCUGCUCCGGGGCAGCAGACCUAUGGCGGAGGUGCCGCAUCGGGAGAAGUGUUCAGAGGGCCUGGCGCCGCUGCACCUCCCAUAUCCUAUAAUCCCCCUCAGCCUCAGCUCCAGCCCCGCCCCUCCUUCUCCUCUCACCACUCAGACUAUCCUGACGACGGCAAGUCCUACACCUCCACAACACACUUUGCCAAUCAAAAGGAAUGGGACGUUGGUAACGUCGUGCCUGCUAUGCCUCAGCAAAUGCCACAGCAGAGGCAGCCAUAUCAGUACCAGGCGUACCCUCCUCCUCAGUCUGCGCCCUCGCCGAGAUUUGCUGCUGGCGGCACCUCACAUUGGCAUGCUAUGCGCAAUCAGCUCCUCGAGCGACGAGUCAUCAAGCAGAUCCCGCUCACCAAUGGGAACCUCGUCAUGGACGUCCCUGUUCCAAAAGGAGUCAUCCCUAGUACCAAAGGCUUAGGUACGCAAGAUGGCGAGAUGGACAGUAUGCGCUACACUGCGGCUACGUGCGACCCGGACGAUUUCAUGCGAAGCAAGUUCAAUCUCAGGCCUUAUCUGUAUGAAAGAAGGACAGAGCUAUUUAUUGUCAUGACAAUGUACAAUGAGAAUUCAGAGCUUCUCCUCCUCACUCUCAACGCAGUCAUCAAGAACAUUGCCCACCUCACCACCCGCACGCGUUCCAAGACUUGGGGGCCCGACUCUUGGAAAAAGAUUGUCGUAUGUAUCGUUGCCGACGGUCGAAAGAUUGUGGACCCAAGAGUUCUCAGGGUGCUUCAGUUGAUGGGCGUGUAUGCCGAAGGUGUCAUGAAAGAUCAUGUCCUCGACAAAGAGACCGAGGCUCAUAUUUUCGAGUAUACUUCUCAAGUCGUCGUAUCUCACGACGGUGAAGUUGGUUUCGGUACAACACCAGUCCAAAUGAUGUUUUGUCUCAAAGAGAAAAACAAAAAGAAGCUCAACUCUCAUCGCUGGUUCUUCAACGCCUUUGGCCCCCUCAUCAAACCCAACGUCUGUAUUCUCCUCGAUGUCGGCACAAAACCAUCCGGCACAUCCAUCUACGAGCUGUACAAGUGCUUUGAGAAACACGCCAACGUGGGUGGCGCUUGUGGCGAGAUUUACGCAGAUACCGGGAGGUGGGGUAAGAAUCUCUGGAACCCGCUGGUGGCAGGGCAGAACUUUGAGUACAAGAUGAGUAAUAUAUUGGACAAGCAUUUUGAAUCAGUGUUCGGAUUGAUCUCAGUUCUUCCGGGUGCAUUUUCAGCUUAUCGCUACGCCGCCGUAUGCAACCAUCCAGACGGCACCGGUCCCCUCGCCUCCUAUUUCAAAGGAGAAGCCAUGCACCAGCCCGGAGCUAAAGCGACUAUAUUCGACCGCAACAUGUACCUCGCCGAAGACCGUCUCUUGUGUUACGAGAUCACCACCAAGAAGAAUGCCAAGUGGAGACUGCAGUAUGUCAAGAGCGCCAAAGCGGGGACCGAUGUGCCGGCCACCGUGCCAGAGUUCAUCUCGCAGAGGAGAAGAUGGCUGAAUGGGUCGAUCUUUGCGGCGACUUAUUCAAUCGUCUGUUUCUGGAGGAUCUGGACGAGCGGACACAAUAUCAUCCGAAAGUCCUUGUUGACUAUUCUGGUCAUCUAUAAUCUCAUCAACCUGAUUUUCAGUUGGCUGUCAGUCUCUUCCUUUUACCUUGCAUUCUACUUCCUUAUCAACUCGUCCAUCUCUGGCGACUCGGACCCGUUUGGCGGAGCAGGAGAUGAAAUCUUUCAAGUGUUCAACAAAGUCUACAUUGGUCUCAUUUUCGUGGUCCUGGUGUGUUCCCUCGGUAACAGACCCCAAGGUUCAAACUACAUGUAUACCAUUUGCAUGCUGCUGUUUGCUGUAUGUCAGGGGUUGCUGCUAUACUGCGCUGGCUACACUGUCUACCAGACAGUGCCUCACACCACCGAUGGCUGGAAGGAUGUAUCAGCGCUGUUUGACAACAAGACCUUUGUCCAGCUCGCUUUAUCCCUCAUGGUAUGA
Messenger RNA from Cryptococcus amylolentus CBS 6039, 2268 nucleotides. RefSeq lists its product as hypothetical. The transcript has 8 exons. Gene Ontology annotation, cellular component: cell periphery; cell septum. Lineage: Eukaryota; Fungi; Basidiomycota; Tremellomycetes; Tremellales; Cryptococcaceae. Bases 1 to 2268 code for a protein of 755 amino acids. The record is from RefSeq and is a predicted model, not a curated record. Gene Ontology annotation, molecular function: chitin synthase activity.